Messenger RNA from Ctenopharyngodon idella (grass carp), 3516 nucleotides. It is a transcript of the gene wsb1, whose product is annotated as WD repeat and SOCS box containing 1. Lineage: Eukaryota; Metazoa; Chordata; Actinopteri; Cypriniformes; Xenocyprididae. The record is from RefSeq and is a predicted model, not a curated record. The coding region runs from base 338 to 1609 and encodes 423 amino acids. The transcript has 9 exons. Gene Ontology annotation, molecular function: protein binding. Gene Ontology annotation, biological process: intracellular signal transduction.
GUGUGUUAGAAUCGUUAGGAGGACGCUCCUCGCAGCCAUUAUAAUACACUGUAUUCAAGCUGAGCGCAACGCGGUUUAAAGCUCUACUCUAUUACUCGUUCAUUUUCUUUGUUUAAAUCUCAGUUUUAUUAAACUCAAAUUGUACUUCAAAGACAAUACAAUUGUCUGUUUUCCAAACGGUUGUACAUGUAAAUAUAGGCAGCGUUGCGUCGACGUGCGACGCGCCGCAUUCCCAGGCAUCUGACUCACUGAGACACGAGAAAACUGCCUUUUCCAUUUUACCGCCUUUAUUUCGUUACCAAGAAGAUUUAGAUUGAAGAGACUCGCUUCGAUUUAGAUGGCAAGCUUCCCAGAUUUUGUCAACGAAAAUGAAAUAGGUAAAGCUAAGUUCAUCGGGGAACUCAUACCUCCAGUUGCUCCCUUCGACCAGAAGUCUGGACGGGAGACUUGGACUGUAGCUUUUGCACCUGAUGGUUCCUACUUUGCUUGGUCUCAAGGGCAUCGAAUUGUGAGACUUGUACCAUGGAAAAAAUGCUUAGCCAGCUUUUCUGUAAGGAAGGAAGAUCGGUCGAGCGGUGCAGGACCUCGACGACUCUCCCGGCAGAACAGUGAGGGCAGUCUGCUGCCAGGCGAGCCCAGAGAGCACACCAUCGACUGUGGUGAUAUUGUGUGGGGCCUGGCCUUCGGCUCAUCUGUUCCCGAGAAGCAGAGUCGCUGCGUUAAUAUCGAAUGGCACCGGUUCAAAUUCGGCCAGGACCAGCUUCUGCUUGCCACCGGCCUCAACAAUGGCCGCAUCAAAAUCUGGGACGUCUAUACAGGAAAACUGCUGCUGAACCUGAUGGACCACACAGACAUUGUUCGGGACCUGACGUUUGCCCCAGAUGGGAGUUUAGUGCUGGUUUCUGCCUCAAGAGACAAGACUCUACGUGUGUGGGACCUCAAAGAUGACGGUAACAUGGUGAAAGUACUUCGUGGUCAUCAAAACUGGGUCUACUGCAGUGCUUUCUCACCUGACUCAUCGGUCCUUUGCUCUGUAGGCGCAGGCAAAGCGGUCUUCCUGUGGAAUAUGGAUAAGUACACUUUGAUCCGAAAGCUGGAGGGCCAUCAUAAUGACGUGGUGUCCUGCGAGUUCUCUCCUGACGGGGCCUUGCUGGCCACCGCCUCCUACGACACCCGUGUUAUAGUGUGGGACCCUCAUGCAGCCACUGUUCUGCUUGAGCUGGGGCAUCUCUUCCCUCCUCCCUCCCCCAUAUUUGCAGGAGGAGCAAAUGAUCGAUGGGUUCGCUCCGUUGCCUUUUGUCACGAUGGACGGCACAUUGCCAGCGUCACUGAUGACAGGCUGGUGCGUUUCUGGAGCAUCGAUGGGAAGAGUCCUCAAGCCAUCGCCCCACUCACUAAUGGCCUCUGUUGUGCCUUUUCUACUGACGGAAGUGUUUUAGCUGCUGGGUCUCGUGAUGGCAGUGUGCAUUUCUGGGCUUCCCCACGCAGCAUCGCGAGCCUCCAGCACCUGUGCCGUAUGACCCUGCGGAGAGUCAUGCCCACCCAGCAGGUUUAUACGCUGCCCAUUCCUUUCUCCAUGCAAGACUACCUGGCCUACAAGACACUUUAACAUGGAACACAAACUACGGCACUCUGUGAAACCAAUGACUUGUUUUUGUUUUGUUUUGUUUUUUGUUUUUUUUGAAAGAUGACAAUCUUUUUUUUUUUUUUUUUUCUGCUCAUACAGACCCCCUGAAGUAGGAGAGGUCAGUUCUUUUUGUAUUUAUUUAUUUUUUUUUAUUUUACAAAUUGACUUUUUCUAGUUGCAAGUAUAUUUCAGUAUUUUUUUUUUUUUAUUUGUUUAUUCGUCUUUUUCUUUUUUUUUUCUCUAUGCCCAUAUCAUGUAGUGGCCUUCACAGACAGCCUUAAUAUAUUAGCGGACCACAUUUUGUCCUUUUGAUUUGCGAUUCUUUUUUUAUUUUCAUCUGGCACAACUUGUACAGCACCUUAGAGUUGCUGAAUGAUGGUGAAAGUGGUGCUUUUCUUUGGCUCAGUUCAAGGUAUUCCUGCACUGAGUUUAAAGCGAUGUGACGGAGGAUUGUCUCACAAAUGUUCUGCAGUGUUUUCAUUUUCCGUGCUGGCUAUGAGAGGGAUUGAAGGGAAGUGACAAUGUGAAGGUGUGUAUGAGUGCGUGCAUGUGAUAGACGGAGCUGAGUUUGGUAGUUCAGGGACACAGGCAGUGCCUCCCCUUUACGUGCCUCUUUAGAGAAAAUAAACUCAUCCACACGCUUAUGCUGCUUUAGUAAUGGCCUUAUGUUCAUCGUCACAGACCUAAAACUACAGUAACGCAUGGGCUAAUUUGUUUUCUCCUGAAAUUGUAUGUUUUUUAACUGUACAGAGAUUUGUAAAGGCAUGUUUUUGUUGUGUAUAUAUACACAUAUGUUUGUAUAAAUGUAUAUAUGUAGCUCCAAUUUUUUUUUUUCAUGCUUCUCAUUCUUCAAUUUAUAAUACUUGUAUUGAAAUUCUGCUGUACAUGGUCUUUUCUUUUGUGCGAUGAUGAUGGUUUGUAGGGAAAUGAUGCAAAAGUUUGCUUUGAGGAGAGACUGCCUGCCAGUUUGAUGAGAUGUUUCCUGACCAGCAGCAGCGAAACUGAUGCCACAUCCUUGAUUUCUCAUUCCAAACAAAUUGUCACCGGCUUCCAUUUGAUGUCUCUGCUAUUAAUAAAAUAUAGCACUUUAACCCUGCUUGGGACACAUUGUCUUGUCCUAACCGUUAUCUCGCCACUUAACUCAGUCAAACCUCAGUCUGUUCACCCUUUGACGUUCUAGAUGAAUAGCCAUGUGUGUUUUAACAGAGAGAGCCAAAGUGUGGUUUUGUGUGGGUGUGUCUCAUCUACCUCUCAUUUGGAGGAACCGGUUAUGUUGGACGUCCUGGAACAAAAUGGAAUGAUUAUAUAUGCAUGUGACCUCACCUGUCAAUUGAUCGGUUUUAUUUAAGAUUGUGGGAAUCAGAAUGUGGCAUUUUCAUCUGGUCAUGCAGUCAAACAGUCUUGGCAAUAAAAAUGUGUUAAAAGCUGAUGCCAAAGAUCCCCUUGGGUUCUUAUUGAUGUUAUUGGCACAGUCAGUUUUCUUUCCCUCUCCUUCAUUUAUGGCUAAAACUUGAAAGUCUUUAUGUAUGUCUGUUAUUCUGCUUAGGUGUAUGAAGAAUGCUGAUGUUCAACAGAUUGAGUUUCCUUUAGACAGCUUCCUACAAAGUAAAUGUAGAAAUGAUACAUAAAUGCACUUCGGUGUUCCAACUAAAGUUGUACUGUUUUUUUUUUUUUUUUUUUAAGGAUACAGUGGUGGUAGUUCUUAAUCAUUUAUGAAUAGAGGAAACUAGUUAAUUUGUCAAUCUGUUUCAGACAGAAUACCUAAUGCUGUGUUCACCAGGAGCAAGUGAAUUUGUCAACAAACAGUCAUGCAAGAAUGUACUUUUCUCUUUUAGUUGGUGAGAUUUUUGUCUGUUUUGAUUGUUGUCGAAAUAAAGUAUUUUAAGUCA